Messenger RNA from Zootermopsis nevadensis, 3959 nucleotides. RefSeq names its product sphingomyelin synthase-related protein 1. The record is from RefSeq and is a predicted model, not a curated record. Lineage: Eukaryota; Metazoa; Arthropoda; Insecta; Blattodea; Termopsidae. Gene Ontology annotation, cellular component: Golgi membrane; plasma membrane; endoplasmic reticulum membrane. Gene Ontology annotation, molecular function: protein binding; sphingomyelin synthase activity; ceramide cholinephosphotransferase activity. Gene Ontology annotation, biological process: ceramide biosynthetic process.
UUUACAAUGAAAUUACACAUCAUAAUAAGAAUCAUCACUUGGAAUUUCGUUCGUAAGAAAUGAAUAACAAACCUUACACCGAUGAUGAUAUACUCUAUAUGGACCUUGUGACCCAAUUCUUAACGUGCUUCCGGAAGCAAUGGUUGACUUGGCUUGCUGAUAGACAUGUGGUUUAUAGUUUUUGUGAAAAAGAUUGAUAUAGUAAUGUAGGAAUGACCUUCGCUUGGUGUCUGUUGAAGAUUUGAAUAAGUUCAUUAUGGCAACUGUAUCAGUACUCGAUUGGACAGUGGAUGAUGUUGCCAUUUGGCUGCGUGGGAAUGGUCAUGAACAGUACAUAGAUUUACUGUGUAAGACUCAUCUUAUUGAUGGAAAGGCAUUACUUCUGUUGAAUGAAACAGACUUUCGAACAGACCCUCUCAAUAUUCAGGUGCUAGGCGAUGUGAAACGACUGAGUUUGAGUCUUCGCCGUUUGCAAUUUGAAAACCAACAAGCAUUAAUCAGUCUUGGCUAUGAUCCUGUCUCCAUGCUCCAUUUGUCAAACACUUCUUAUCUAAAUCCAAACUCUGUGAUGAUGCAUUAUUAUGGUUCACAAAGAAAUGAGGGAAGUGUGGACUCUUUGCUAUACAUGGAUACAGAGCAUCAUCAUUGCACUCCUCCAUUAUCAGAAGAUGGUCGUGCUUCUAAACUUAGGCCAGAAAUUUGGAAAGCUCUCAUAAGUCUUGGAUAUCUUUUUGUAGUAACAUGGAUAACAGCAUUUGUGAUGGUGAUUGUGCAUGAUCGUGUUCCUGACAUGAAAAAAUAUCCACCGUUGCCAGACAUUUUCUUGGAUAAUGUUCCCCACAUACCAUGGGCCUUCCAUAUGUGUGAACUGACAGGGACGUUACUCCUGUUCAUUUGGCUUAUAGUUCUUAUGUUUCACAAACACAGGUUCAUUCUCCUGCGCCGUUUCUUUGCAUUGUCGGGUACAGUUUUCUUACUUCGCUGUGUCACAAUGCUCAUAACUUCGCUCUCUGUACCUGGGACACAUCUCCAGUGCAACCCAAGAGUGGUGAAGGAUUCAGAUGAAUGGAAGAAACAUGGGGAGCUUUGGGCAAAAAUACAGCAUGCCUACAUAAUCUGGAGAGGAGCCGGCAUGUCUAUCCAAGGGGUGAGAACAUGUGGUGACUACAUGUUCAGUGGUCACACUGUUGCUCUCACUAUGCUCAAUUUCUUCAUCACUGAAUAUACACCUCGACAUCUGUACUUUGUCCAUACGUUCACAUGGCUUCUCAACAUGUUUGGCAUAUUUUUCAUUCUGUCAGCACAUGAGCAUUAUUCAAUUGAUGUUUUUGUUGCAUUCUACAUUACUUCACGUCUGUUUCUUUAUUACCAUACACUUGCUAAUAAUCAGGCUUUAAUGCAAAGAGAUUCGAACAGAACUCGAAUAUGGUUCCCACUCUUCAGUUUCUUUGAAUCAUCUGUUGAUGGUAUUGUUCCUAAUGAGUAUGAAUCACCAGUUAUUCCCCUACGGAAACUGUUUCUGUGGCUCAAAGAAAGACUGGGGAAGUUGGUGUCGCUGACAGUGCAAGAAUCACAUUCUAGACUGCGACACAUUGAUUCUAAAAAUAAAUAGUGUAUCAUAUAAGGUGGAACACUGCUGGGAUAUUUUCUGUUUUUGGGUAUGGGAUAAAUAGCACAAUUGACAGACACAUCAGGAGACUUCUAAGAUGUACAGUAACGUGCUUUCUCAAUAAUGUAUAUUUAAUUGCAGGGAUUUUUAAAUAUAUUUUUGUGACAUGGUUGAAAAAUUUAUAGGGCCAUGGAAAGAAGUGUAAAGCAUGAAAUGCUAGUGAGUUAACCAAAAAUAAGCUCUUCUUGUAGUUCAAGUUCUGUCACAUUUGUUUCCAUUUAGCCCAAAGGUGCAUAAAAGAAGCAUAGAGCAUUUACCAGAAUUGAUGACAUAGCAUAGAGGUGAAUAAUAAUACUAUUUUUUAAUACAACAUAUGAUACAAGGAAGUUUGUAAUGUAUCCAAAAUUGGCUUUAAAAAAUAUAAACAAUAUUUUUGUAAAGUGUGUGUGUUUGAAGUGAUAUGUUGUGAGCUAUUUUCAACAUUUAUUAUUCCAGUCCAAUACACAUAAUAAUUAACAAUAAUCAUACCCCUCAAAAGGUUAACAGAAAAUCAUGUAAUUUCCAUGGUUAAAUGUAAGAUACUUUUCUUCUGGUUUAUUUGCUGACAUUACACUUACUGAGUAAGUAGACUAGUAAUUCUGUAAAGAAGUUCCACACAAAAGGUUUUUAACAUUGAAAUGAGAAGUCUGUAAUAUGAAAUAUCUUUUGUGGAUUCUAAUGCAGAUUGAUUAAAAAUGGCUGUAACUGACUGAAUUUUGUUUUUUAAUAAAGAGAUUAAAAUAAAAUUUAAAUUAAAAGCAAUUUCACUAAAAGCACAAAAACAUGCAGUAAACAUUUAAACUGCAAUAGUUUUAUAGUAGCAAAGAUAAGAUAAUUGUGAAUGGUGAAUUGAAAAGGAUAUGAAAAUAGCCAUAGCCUGUUUUAAGGAAUUUACCUAGAGAGACUUACGAAAAUGACAAAAGUCUGUCUGGAUAGCCAGUCUCCAAACAAGAUUAAAAUCGUGGACCUCCCAGGCAAGAGUAUUAAUCACUUGGCUGUGAUGUUAGUUAACAUGGCUUGAAUCGAUUAAUCACAUUCAGGCAAAUGCUUAUGCUCCUAAAGCAGUCACAUCUUAUGAGGCAAAAGACAGAUGAUGAUGGACAUUGAGCCAGUAGAAGACCACACUACCAAAACAUUUAACAUUUUUAUACUCAUGAUGUAGCAUUAAGUUCAUGUUUUAGUUCCUAUCUUGAAUGAACAUUUAUUGUCAGACAGUUUAAUAAUUGUUUUCUUGUUGUAUUGAUAGUUUCCCAGGUUCAGUGUUUUGUUCAUCAACAUUUCUGUGACUCAUAAAUACCUAGCAUAACUGAAGAAUAGCUAUAAUAACAUAUUUUCAGUAUAACAGUUAAACCAUCACUGAACAUGUGUGUUUAGGUUCAAACUUUCAUUUUAAUUCAUAGGCAUACUUUGACAGCCAUAGGGACAUCCAUGUUUGGGAGACAUUAGCUAUUCUGAUAGUUGUAAAGCAUCACCAGAUGAAAAUCAAACACUUCACUUCUUGGACAACAGAUAUCAUGAAUCUACAAAUAAGUAUCAAAAUAAUUUUGAUUUUUUUGUUGAAAGCUUUGAAUUUUAUGUGGGCAAACAUGAGUACAAACUCAAUUAGUAUGCCAUUGUGGUACAUUUAAAUAUUGUUUGUGCAUGUUGUCAACUUUAUCUCAUGUUAAUGCAGCCCUGCAAAUCUCAGUUCCAGGGAUCUUACUUUUAAAUAUAAUUUAAUGUACUUUUUUCACUUUUCAGACUCUUUAAUAUUUAUUUUAAAAUAUAAAUAAGGAUAUACAAAAUCCAUAUAUAAGGAGUAUGAUUUUGUAGUUCAGUAGAUCAGAAAUAAUGGAAUCCUACUUGCAAGGCUGUGCUAAUUUAGUUAUAGAAAUUAUUUGGAAUAUGCAUUAUUACAAGGGGAAUUUAAAUGAAAACAAGAUAAUGGGUAGAGAUACAUGCUGCUUUUAAUUAAUGGCACAUUAUUUAUUUUUUUACAUAAUACACCAUCUAGAUCGAAGGUACUCCAAACUUCUUUUAUUGGAGCUCCAAAAUAUAUUCAGUUGGCAUUGUAGAGCCAACAUUCUUGUGGAGUAGAUGUAUAACAUUUGUCAGUCGAUGUUUAACUCAGACUGACCAUGGAAAAUACAGGCAAACCCUAAUAUGGCACCGUACUGUGUGCUGCUACUGUCACAUUCUGCUCAUGAAAGCCUCAGAAUUGAAAUUCCUAUGUAAUUUCGAAGGGAGUUCAUCUGGUAAAAUGCCACCAUCCACCAACAUUUGUGAUAAUAUUAUUGUACAGCUAAUUGUUACAAUAAAGUCUUAUACAGUA